This is a messenger RNA of Epinephelus lanceolatus (giant grouper), 1228 nucleotides long. RefSeq lists its product as uncharacterized. The record is from RefSeq and is a predicted model, not a curated record. NCBI's taxonomy places the organism in Eukaryota, Metazoa, Chordata, Actinopteri, Perciformes, Serranidae.
AACUAGGAACAAACAUGUGGGAGAGGUAAAACCAAGUGGUCCCAACCUCUAAUAUCUGAAAUUCUCAAAUAUGUCAUACAUAAAUAUCUCAAACUGUUCUGAAGUGGCAUUAUUUUGCUCAGACAUAAACAUGUUUCCUACUCCAGCAUUGUUCCUGUAGGGCCUCACACAUCAAACCCCUUCAUGUUGAAGUUUCCACCAGAGACAAUUGUCCACAAGGGCAAUGUUUUCUACCUCCUCUAUGGGGUCGGAGGACUCCUGAUGACGGUCACUGCUGGGAGCCGUUGUGUUGACGUUGCUGUGAGGACGGCCCAGAACCCUGCUAACCUGCUGCGCCUGUCAAACACACUCAUCGGGCUCAUGGGCCUCCGAUACCAAAAAAAGAAACCUGCGAACUCUGUGGCAAAACAAAAACUCAAGAGGCUGUUUUUAACUGACAGUUUCAACAGCCUCCUCGAUAUGACGAGAUCAACGCUCCAAGGAACUCAUCAUUUCGCAGUUUUACGCUGGUUUCCUGAGAAGCAAACAAAUGUAGAGUCUGCUCACUGCGUCUCAGCAAAAAGAUGUGGGAUUUAUUACAUCCUCAUUUGUGUGAACGGCUGCCAGCCUGUUCUGACACUGCGUUUAGGAAACAACAGCAAACUGAAAACCUACAGUCCUGCAAAUCAGCUACAGUGGUUGAUUGAGUUUAGCAGCUGGGCGCAGGCACGAGGAGACGAGGUUUUUCUGUUACUAGAAGAACAAACCAGACAAAUCAGCUCUGGCUCUGACACAAAUGGUGCCACACAUGAGCGUCACCAUACAAGUCUGACCCUGGUCUUGUCGGCACUGUCUGUCGUCCUUCUGUGGAUGUUCCUGCCUCAUAUUGCAGUUUUCGCUGCGAUCUGUUUAGGCUGGAAGGUACAGCAAUGUAUCCACUGAGCGCCGCACUCAAAGAGAAAAUAAUCCAGGCUUUCAUAUCUGAUUUACAGUAACUCAAUGUUUUGGCCCGAGCCUCUUUUUGCAACUGGCUCCAGAGCACUGCAGCAAAGCUUCUAACAAGAUCAGAAAACCAUAUUACCUUUUCUCCUACCUCCCUGCAGUGGCUCACAUGUUAGCUUUAGAAUUGAAUCUACUGUUCUGAUAUUUAUCCACAAAGCGCUCUGUGGCCUCGGCCCUAAAAAUGUGCUGUAUAUCUGAGCUCCAUAAAAGUGAAGUAAAAACCUGAAUCAAGCUCCAAACUGUUUAU